UGCCUCGCUGGGCUUCCCCCCCCCCCCCUCCCCCGUUUUGGUGGGUGGGGGGCGGCUGCCCCUCCGCAGGGGAGCGGCGGCGGGCGUUCCCCUCCUCCGGGCAGGAUGGCGGACCUGGACAGCGAGGUGCCCCCGCUGCCCCCGCGUUACCGGUUUCGGGACUUGCUGCUGGGCGAGCAGGGCUGGCAGAGCGACGACAGGGUGCAAGUUGAAUUCUAUAUGAAUGAAAAUACAUUUAAAGAGAGACUAAAGCUCUUCUUCAUCAAAAACCAAAGAUCAAGUCUGAGAAUACGAUUAUUCAAUUUUUCUCUCAAGCUACUAAGCUGUUUCUUAUACAUAAUUCGUGUGCUCCUGGAUGAUCCUACACAAGGAUUUGGAUGUAAGGAAUUAAACCAGAGUUGUUCCAAUCAAAACUACACACCUGGAACGAUUGAUUGGUCUCCUAUUAUUUGGGUGAAUCGAAGCUUGCCUUUAUGGGGCUUACAGGUUUCUGUGGCUUUAAUAAGUCUCUUUGAAACUCUGCUGCUGAGUUAUCUAAGCUAUAAGGGAAAUAUGUGGGAACAAAUUCUGAGAAUACCCUUUCUCCUGGAAAUAAUUAAUGCUGUCCCUUUCAUCAUCACGAUUUUCUGGCCAGUCCUAAGAAACCUGUUUAUUCCUGUAUUUUUAAAUUGUUGGCUGGCAAAGCAUGCUUUAGAGAAUAUGAUUAAUGAUCUUCACAGAGCCAUCCAACGCACGCAGUCUGCAAUGUUUAACCAAGUCCUCAUUUUAAUAUCUACCUUACUAUGUCUUAUCUUCACUUGUAUUUGUGGAAUUCAGCAUCUGGAACGAGCAGGAAACAGGUUGACUCUCUUUGACUCCCUUUAUUUCUGCAUAGUGACAUUUUCCACUGUGGGCUUUGGGGAUGUUACACCCAAGAUAUGGCCUUCAAAGCUGCUUGUUGUCAUUAUGAUCUGUGUUGCUCUUGUGGUGUUGCCCAUACAGUUUGAACAGCUGGCAUAUUUGUGGAUGGAGAGACAAAAGUCUGGUGGUAACUACAGUCGACACAGAGCUCAGACGGAAAAACAUGUUGUGCUGUGUGUUAGCUCUCUGAAGAUUGACUUACUUAUGGAUUUCUUAAAUGAAUUCUAUGCUCACCCCAGAUUGCAGGACUAUUAUGUCGUUAUUUUGUGUCCUACUGAGAUGGAUGCUCAGGUCCGAAGGGUGUUACAGAUCCCAAUGUGGUCCCAAAGAGUUAUCUAUCUGCAAGGCUCAGCACUAAAAGAUCAAGACCUGUUGAGAGCUAAAAUGGAUGAUGCUGAAGCUUGUUUCAUUCUGAGUAGCCGCUGUGAGGUGGACCGGACAGCAGCUGAUCAUCAAACCAUUUUAAGAGCAUGGGCAGUUAAAGACUUUGCUCCAAAUUGUCCUUUGUAUGUCCAAAUACUGAAACCUGAGAAUAAAUUCCACAUCAAGUUUGCAGAUCAUGUUGUGUGUGAAGAGGAAUUCAAAUAUGCUAUGCUAGCUCUAAACUGUAUAUGCCCAGCUACCUCUACAUUAAUCACUCUGCUGGUUCAUACAUCUAGGGGACAAACAGCCCCAUGGGAAGCUUUUAGACAACUAACUGGAACGAAGCAGACUUUAAACAGGGAGAGUCAGCAAUCACCAGAACAAUGGCAGAAGAUGUAUGGCAGAUGCUCUGGUAAUGAAGUGUAUCAUAUUAACCUGGAAGAAAGUACUUUUUUUGCUGAGUAUGAGGGGAAAAGCUUCACAUAUGCUUCUUUCCAUGCACAUAAAAAGUUUGGAGUCUGUCUGAUUGGUGUUAGAAAGGAAGAUAGCAAAAACAUUUUGCUGAAUCCAGGUCCUCGAUAUAUCAUGAGUUCUACAGAUAUAUGCUUUUAUAUAAAUAUCACCAAAGAAGAGAAUUCUGCUUUUGAGAAGCAAGAAAAGCAUAAAAAAAAAAAAAGAUCAAAAUUAUCUUAUCAUGGAGCUUCUAGGUUACCUGUACACAGUAUAAUAGCCAGCAUGGGGACAGUGGCUAUCGAUUUACAAGAUACAGGAUGCCGAACGUCCAGCAGACCUACGCUGGCUCUUCCUUCCGAGGGAGGUAAAGAGGGCAGACGGCCCAGUAUAGCACCUGUUUUGGAGGUUGCAGAUUCAUCCUCACUUCAGACGUGUGACCUGCUCAGUGACCAGUCAGAAGAUGAAACUACCCCAUCAGAUGAUGAAGUCUCUGCAGGCUUAGAGUAUGCCAAAGGCUAUCCUCCUUACUCUCCAUAUAUCGGAAGCUCUCCCACAUUUUGUCAUCUUCUGCAUGAAAAAGUACCCUUCUGUUGUCUAAGACUAGAUAAGGGAUGCCAGCAUAACUACUAUGAAGAUGCCAAAGCCUAUGGAUUCAAAAAUAAAUUGAUUAUAGUUGCAGCAGAAACUGCUGGAAAUGGCUUAUAUAACUUUAUUGUUCCACUCAGAGCUUAUUACCGACCAAAGAAAGAACUAAAUCCCAUUGUAUUACUCCUGGAUAACCCGCCAGAUAUGCAUUUUCUGGAUGCAAUCUGUUGGUUUCCCAUGGUUUACUACAUGGUGGGCUCUAUCGACAACCUAGAUGACUUAUUAAGAUGUGGGAUCACCUUUGCAGCUAAUAUGGUGGUGGUGGACAAAGAAAGUACAAUGAGUGCUGAGGAAGACUACAUGGCAGAUGCCAAGACCAUUGUAAAUGUUCAAACACUCUUUAGGUUGUUCUCAAGCCUAAGCAUUAUCACAGAACUAACUCACCCAGCCAAUAUGAGAUUCAUGCAGUUCAGAGCCAAAGACUGCUAUUCUCUUGCUCUAUCCAAAUUAGAAAAGAAAGAGCGGGAGAAGGGAUCUAAUCUGGCAUUUAUGUUUCGACUGCCCUUCGCUGCUGGCAGGGUUUUCAGCAUCAGUAUGUUGGAUACACUGCUUUAUCAGUCAUUUGUGAAAGAUUAUAUGAUUUCUAUCACAAGACUUCUGCUGGGACUUGAUACCACACCAGGAUCUGGGUUUCUUUGUUCCAUGAAAAUCACAGAAGAGGAUCUAUGGAUUAGGACGUAUGCCAGACUAUAUCAGAAACUUUGUUCUUCUACAGGAGACAUUCCAAUUGGAAUCUAUAGGACAGAAUCCCAAAAGCUUACAACAUCCGAGUCACAAGAAAUGGCUUCACAAUCUCAAAUCUCUAUCAGUGUGGAAGAAUGGGAAGACACGAAAGACACCAAAGAACAGAUUAGUUAUCGUAGUAGUCAUCGUAACUCAACAUCUAGUGAUCAGUCUGAUCAUCCCUUGUUACGACGAAAAAGCAUGCAGUGGGCCCGACGGCUGAGCAGAAGAGUACCAAGACACUCUGGUAAAACAACUGAGAAGAUAAACCAGCAGCGAAUGAACCUUUACAGGAGGUCAGAAAGGCAGGAGCUUGCUGAACUUGUGAAAAACAGGAUGAAGCAUCUGGGCCUUUCUCCAGCAGGAUAUGAUGAAAUGAAUGAUCACCAGAACACCCUUUCUUACAUCCUGAUCAAUCCUUCUCCAGAUACAAGAUUAGAGCUGAAUGAUAUAGUAUAUUUGAUCCGACCUGAUCCAUUGGCUUAUGUUCCAAAUAGUGCACCUAGCCGAAAAGACAGCUUCUGCAAUACAGUGGGACAAGACACCAGGGAGGAGACACAACUUUGAUAUGUAACUCAGCACAAAAUUAAGAGACAAUUUUAUACACAUGUUGUUUCCACUAACCAUUUUGAAAACUGAGUGGUACAUUUUAUUCAGAUUUUGGAAACAAAGUGACAGUGGGUAAGUGACCAAAUUUAGAAAUGUGGUGUCUAGAAACUCUGAUUUAAGGGACUGUCAGGCUUGUGGCCUGUUCAAUAUGGUAGUUGAACUUUGUCAGUUUAAGAGAAUUAUGACACCUGUUACUAUUUAACCAAUAUGAACAAAUGAUUCAAGAAGUGACAGAUUCCACCAUGUGUUUUGCUUGGAUGCUUCUAGGCAUAUUUAUCAAGGUGACAGCACGUCAGUGACUAAGCUUUUGACCUACAUCAGUAAAGGUUAUCCAAUACCUGUAGAGAGACCAUGCAUAAUUUGUAGUAGAAAAUAUGUUAUUACCUAAAGAUGCCAAUGAGGCUUUGCGUGUCAAGAAUCCAGUCUUUGAAAUAAUUUUGAGUCUCAGCUUAUCACCUGUUUUUAUUAGAACAGGCUAGUUUCAGUCCCGUUUUAGCCUCCAGGACUUGGGUGUUAGUCCUCUGGGUUUACACAGAUCAGGUUGAAUGACACAGCCUAGUCACACCGUAGAGGUUGAGGUCUGAGGCAUAUCCACUGAGAUUAGCUCAGAGGAGCCCCCCUGGAGGAAAGUCCCUAUCAUCUCACACAGGCAGCCCCCCACAUUUACAAAAACUGGGAAGGUACUAUCUGUUUGAAGCUGCAAACAAUGGUAGUUCAGAUAAAAUAUAAACAUUUUAACCUUAGUGAAUUUGUCAAUAGAAGCCUGAAUAGAUUAUGAUACAAAAGUGAGAGCAUUCCUCUAGGGAACAAUUCAUACCACAAGUCCUUCCCAUUUCCAUGAACAUGCCAGAACUGCAACCGUCCAAAGUAUGUACAUGCCCAGUCUUUCAGAUUACCCAAAUAUGAUACAUUUUCCUAUGAAAUUACAUAUCCCACAUUGUAUGAAAAGGCACCAUGGAUUUGAAGACUCCAUUUUGGCAUUAAGUGCACAAGAAAGCAUCUGCUAGUGUAUGAAACAUCUGAAGCUGCUGCAGAAUCUCCAGUCUACACAUACAAGAGUGCAACAAUUGGUCAAGCUUUCUACAGAAUUAAACGUGCCUGUACGUGAUCUUCUAAAAAUCACAUUCUUGCUUUGCCAUCUUUCACAAAGGGGGAAGAGCAUGCUUAAGGUAAAAACUCUGUUACAAUUAUCCAUAUAGAACUGGUACAAGAAAUUUGGAAGGUAGACUACAAUGGAAACACUGAUUAUUCUUUGAAUUCCCUUGAUGUCCUACACAUAACCAAAUUCAGUCAAAAUUUUCUUUAUUCUCUUCUAUAUUAUUUGGUAGAACAACUACAAUUUAUUUCUGAAAAAUAAAAUACCAAGUUGCCCAGUGAACAAUUCAUGGAUGUGAGUAUGCUUAUCAGCAUUGUAGCGAUGUUAAGUCACAUUCAUAUUAGGAAUGACAGCAAAUCUGCUAUUAGUCCCUCCCUUCCUCUAUAAUUCUUCCAAAACUUAACUAAUCUGUUCCAUAUUAAGUCAGAAAUGCUAAAGCCACAACUAUAAAAGAACCACAGAGGUCUCAGAGUGGACUGAAGCCAUCAGAAGACCAAGAGUACCAGUUUCAAAAGAAAAAAGGAUAACUAGAAAGUAGGGUUUCUCAGCCAUUUUUUUUAUAUUGACAUAUUGAAGUAGCAUCAUGGUUCAGAAGGGUUUCAGUGAUUCUGCAUUGAGUCUGUUAUUGUUCAGCGUUUUUCCACACAUGCAAGUCACUUAUCAGGUUAUUCACAGGUAAAGACAAAGUAUUUCAGAUGUUCCCUCUGGACACUGUGGAAAAAAAAGAAACAACUGAAACAGCUGCGCAGACUGAGGUCUACAAUUUUCUUAAAACAAACAGUAUAUGGUACAGAAUCUUGCCUGUCAUAGCAGUUAUCCCAGAAGAGACUGCCCGUGCAGUGUGAAUAACUUCCUAUUUUUAAUGCCCAGUGAGAAGACUGUAUUCCAGUUGAAUAUUUUCAAAAAAAUACAAGUUUCUUAAAAAUGUUCACUGCAAAAUAUUAAGAGGAUCCUUUGUUUCAUACUGAAGGCCUUACAAUGGAGUCUCAAGUAGGCGGACAGGAUUCUAAAAACAGGCCUACUCUUCAGCUGGCGAGCUAGAUAUUCUCACACUGUUCACAGGCAUUUCCUGUACGCUGCCUAUAGUACCCACCACAGAUUUAAGGACUCUGCCACAAGGAUCUAUAGCUAGGACUUGAUGCCUCGCGUUUAACAGCCUGUAAAGCAGUAGAAACAAGCAGUCAGGUGUAUCCAUUUUCCCACCCAACUCAGCAGAAUUGCUGCUCAGCUAGAGUUGAAUAGUAGCAUCUAGUGUGACCUGAUAUUUCUCCAGGCUUAAUGAAUUUCUAAUUGCUCAUUAGCCCCAGAAGAUUUGCUAAAGCAAACACAAAGACAGCUGGAGACACUUGCAGUCUCUAAAAUGAAUGAAAGGCAAUCAUUCUGAACAAAAUACUUGGUUGUCUUCAAAAUCUGCUGGAAGACAAGCAAGGUAAUAAAAACUAGCAACAGCUUCUUAUGAAGCAGAAGUUCUAAUAACCCAUGAAUAAUACACCACAAAGUUCUGUUAUUCAAAAUAUACUGCCUUUCAUGUUGAAAGCAGAACAGCUUUGCUUCCUCUGGCAUAUCUUUACAGACAGACCCCAUUCUAGAGGGAUUUAGACCUUUCAAGAACCAUCCUAAAGCACCUGUACAUUAACACUGAGCGUGACAGUAUGCACAUUUCUUCAGUGGCCAGGGAGGCGAUUCUUUAAUGGUCAUCCUACACGCAAUCUUAUGUUCACAUGCUUUCUUCUCAUCAUGAUUAUCAGAAACAUAAUACAACUCUAGCUGGAUUGGCGACCAGACAGAGGAACAGUAAUCUCUGUGCUCGGUGCUGGAGAAGGAAUGGUGAAGUUCUCUGUUCAACAGUCAUUUGCACCUGCUGAUUCUAGGAGUUCUGUCUGGUCAUAGUUCACUCAGUAGACAGAGGAAUUUAGAGCUAUGAUCACCAACAUAAGCAAGAGAUUUAAUCCUAACCAGCUGUCAAAGGUCAGGAAAAAAAAAAAAGGGGGAUUAUUUCAGUCUGUGCUUAAUUGAUUGUAUUUUUUCCUCCUGACUCACUUUUACCAAUAACUCAAAGAUGCCCAUCUUCCCCAACACUACCUUAACACAUACCAAGCAAUUUGGUACCCAAAGUCACAAUCCCAGUGAAGAAAGUGAUAGCAGAUAAUUACUUCAUUCUCACGAAGGAAUUCUCCAACAAAGGGAGACCUACCUAUGAAAAAGUGUUACCUAGUCUGCAAUAAAAAGUCAUAAAAAGUG
Aquila chrysaetos chrysaetos is the source of this 7030-nucleotide messenger RNA. It is a transcript of the gene KCNT2, whose product is annotated as potassium sodium-activated channel subfamily T member 2. Gene Ontology annotation, molecular function: intracellular sodium-activated potassium channel activity. The record is from RefSeq and is a predicted model, not a curated record. Gene Ontology annotation, biological process: potassium ion transport. NCBI's taxonomy places the organism in Eukaryota, Metazoa, Chordata, Aves, Accipitriformes, Accipitridae. Gene Ontology annotation, cellular component: membrane.